This is a messenger RNA of Gadus morhua (Atlantic cod), 1656 nucleotides long. Its product is annotated as neurogenic differentiation factor 6-A-like. Gene Ontology annotation, molecular function: E-box binding; protein dimerization activity; DNA-binding transcription factor activity, RNA polymerase II-specific. The transcript has 2 exons. Gene Ontology annotation, cellular component: nucleus. Bases 66 to 1325 code for a protein of 419 amino acids. Lineage: Eukaryota; Metazoa; Chordata; Actinopteri; Gadiformes; Gadidae. Gene Ontology annotation, biological process: sensory organ development; positive regulation of transcription by RNA polymerase II; axon development. The record is from RefSeq and is a predicted model, not a curated record.
GAGGUGGGGGUGGAGAUGGUGGGGGUGGAGGAGGUGGUGGUGCUGGGGAUGGAGGAGGAACGCUGAUGUCUCUCCAAGAGAUGGUUUUCCUCUCAGUGUCGGCUGCUCUGGACGGAUCUUCAGUGACUCCGGGACUUAAAGCGAGCGACAUGUUGACAUCCGCUCUGGCCGAGAGGACCCUGGAGAGCACCCCAACCCGGGGGCCGGACAGCCCAUUCCGCCCCUCUGGCGCGCACUGCAAGGUCAGCACCAAGUCCCAGCCCCGCGAGCCCGGGGGGAGACCGGAGUGGCUCGGCCACACGCCUGGCCCCGGGAGAGACCGGCAGCAUGACCGGGUCCCAGACGGGGCGCGCGAGGCGGAGGAGGAGGAGGAGGAGGAGCAGGAGGAGGAGCAGGAAGAGGAGGAUGGCGGUCCGGAGGGGGACGGUCUCCCGCGCCGCAGGGGUCUUCGGAGGAGGAGGGUGACCCAGGCCCGAUGGGACCGCGUGAGGCUGCGGCGCAUAGAGGCCAACACGCGCGAGCGGAACCGCAUGCACGGGCUGAACCAUGCGCUGGACGCGCUGCGCAGGGCGGUGCCGUGCCCCUCGAGGACCCAGAAGCUCUCCAAGAUAGAGACGCUCCGCCUAGCCCGGAACUAUAUCUGGGCCCUGAGCGAGGUGCUGAGUGCUGGGAAGAGACCCGACCUGCUGGCCUUCGUCCAGACCCUGUGCAGAGGCCUCUCCCAGCCCACCGCCAGCCUGGUGGCCGGCUGCCUGCAGCUCAGCGCCCGGCCCUCUGGCCCCGAGCCCCGCGUGGAGGCCGCCUUCCCCGGGCGCGCUACGUUCGAUACCGUCUAUACGCCCUACCGCUUUCGCCAUGAUGCUGGCACGGGGCCCUGCGCCUCCGGCGGUCAUGAGGGUGGCAGCAGCGUCAGCAGCGCGGAAGGAGGUGGCAGGCCGUUCCCUGCGUACUCCGCAUUCUGCGGCCUGGCGGCGACCUACCAGCCUUUCUACGAGAGAGCGUCCCCCGAGUGCUCGAGUCCGACGUGCGACGGCGGCGCGCUCAGCCCCCCACUCCACUACCACGGGAUAUUCUCCCUGAAGCACGAGGGGCCCUCGGAACCGGAGGGGCACUCGGACCCGGACGGGACGCGCUGCCGCUUCGGGACGUGCCGCCGCUUCGGGACGUGCCGUUGCGCAGCGGCUUCUGGCGGUGCAGCUCUGCGCCGCUGCGCCGCAGCGGACGCCCACGUCCCGUACGACGUCCAGCUCCGAGAACAGUUCCUCACGGCGCAGGACCAGUUGAACAUCGUGCAGGACCAGUUCUACACCGCCUUUCAACAGUAGCGAACCGCCGUGGAGCGGGAACACUUAUCUUAAGAGGGAGGACAGAACUCCCCUCAGAGGGGGCGGCCCGGCUCCCGUCUGGACGGGGGACCGAGUCUGGACCUCAGGACCUCAGGGUCUGGACCUCUGGACUUCAGGGUCUGGGCCAGGGUCUGGACCUGGACCAAGAGGUUGUUAUUUAGCUGAUCGUUAAUCAGUCUCCAUCUGAUCUCAGAAGCCUUGAGGUUAAUGAGCUCACAUUGUUUGGUUUUAGAGGGAAUCCUGUAUUCUGAAAGAGAGGUCACUGGUAUAGUCUGAGUGAUGCCUGACACACACACACACACACACACAC